AAAUAAGCACGAAACGGGCCGCAAUACAAGUUAUUAUGGCGGAAGGAAAUGGGGAGAACGAAAAGCCGUUUUCCCAUAGCAAUCUGCCUCGUAAGAAUGGAGAAAUCGAAGGAGAGGUGGAAAGUGAAGAAGAAGAGAACCCUAUUAAACUAGACCUAGGUUUAGGUAACGAACAUAAAGUCGACAAAAGAGCUGUUUCGGAACAAGUUCGAGGGACAGAACAUCAUUCAUCCACAACAGGUUCUAGCGACACGCCAAAGAGAGAGGAAAAUCCAUUUUCGUUCAAGCACUUCUUGAAAAGAGACAGCGGAAGUACCAGUUACCAGAACACAGGAGCUAGACCGAAGAUUUACAGAACAACUCCACCAAAUAACUUCGAAGAUAGAGGCCAAGAGGGCGUUUCGACAGAAAGAGAUUCACCAUCGUAUAAUAGAAAUGCUUCAUCAAGAAGCGUUGGUAAUCCUGAGCUGUCAUCAGUUUUACCUGACUUUGUUCAGGAUCAUUUGAUCAUGGAGCAAUGUUAUCUUAACCACAGCAGUAAUAUAAGUUCACCACACAUUACUGCUAAUCUAGAGAGCUUUCCAGAUUUUACAUUCAAGAAUACUUCACCAAGAGAGUCAAUAAUAUCUGAUAGUGCAGGUAGAGAACAGAGAGAAUGGGAAGAACCAAAGACUAAUGAAUCCAGUUUGGUGUCAGACAUUCAGUGUGACCUGACUGGUAUACCAGAACAGGCAAAAUCCAGAAUUUGUACGGUGCCUCUAGAUUUGCCAAAUUUUAGCCGGAAUGUAGUGAAUGGCACAAGUCGACCCCUAGUUCCUGGUGAUGUGUUACCAUUUGAUUUACCUCUGGUUGGAGAAGCAAGUGGCGAUUCAUCUGUAGCAGCAGAUUCAUUAUCUACUAGAAAUGGUGCAUCAGUUGCUGAAGUGGGUGUAUCUAAAAGUUUACCAGACUUUCUUUCUGAUGGUCCUAUUCACAGUGGCAGGCAUAAUGAUACAGAAGCUUCAGAUAGUUUGACAUCUGAGUUUUCAAGAAACAGUAUUUCAACUCCACAUACACCUGAAGGACAGCUGCAGAGGUUGCAAUUAGAAAAUGAGAGGCUCCAGAGGGAAAUAGAAGCAUCAAGGAGACAGCUCUUGGAACAGACACGGAGGGUUCAGACAUUGGAGAAGGAGCUGCAGGCUAUGCAAUCAAAUGAAGCUGAAGGCAAUGCUUCAUUGGAAAAGGCUAUUGAACAGGUGGAAGAUGACUUGAAAAGAACUACGAGGAGAGCUGUUGCUGCUGAGAAUGCUGUAUCAAGACUGAAACAAGAAAAUAAAUCCCUACAGGAUGAGAUUCUGCAGUUGAGGCAAGAGAACCGGGAGCUGAGGUACGGUGGUGGUGCGGCAGCAGCCAGUGCUGCCAGUUCUAGUUUUCUCAGCACGGAGGAACAAGCACAGAGGCUAGCGCAGGAACUCCGAUCUGCUGCAGGUUCUGCUGAAGCAUCACUUCGGCAGCUAUUGACUGGUGUAAACAAUCUUCGAAUGAUUGCAUCUACGGUUGAGAAUAUGCACAGAAUUCAUGACCGUACUGGUGAUUUCCUGGAUAUUGAUGAUGAGUCUGGACCAGCAUUGUAAUUGUCUGAACCAGAAGAGUCUCAACAUCAUUUAUCUCUGAUUGUGCUGAAUGAUAAGCAGCUGAUCAAAUGUUUGUUCCAGAUGGUAAAGAUACAUACAAAGUAUCAUUUGAAAUUUUUUGAGAUUUCUAGGCCAGUAACUAAACAUUUAACAAGGUGGCCUGUUCCUCGCAUCUCAUAAAAGUUUCAGAAUUUUGUUAAUUGCUGGCAUCUUACAUUUCAUUGACACAAUGUGAAGCACUGUUGUUUGUAAGCUGCAGAUACGCAAAAGUUUGUAAAAGAUAUUUUUAGAAGCUUUAAUUCAAGUUUAGUGGAUUCUUUUGAUGUAACUGAUUAUUCUGCUUGUAUUUUUUGUGACACUAUGGUUUAAAAUUUUGUAUCCGAAAAUAAUAAAACACCCACUUGCAUUAUUAGUGUUUUAGAAUGAAUGAGAGUGUAUUUUUUGUAACAUAGCUCUUUUCUAUUUUUUCUAUUUAUAUGUUUUCAU
Molecule: messenger RNA, 2099 nt
Organism: Schistocerca piceifrons (Central American locust)
Lineage: Eukaryota; Metazoa; Arthropoda; Insecta; Orthoptera; Acrididae
Exons: 8
Coding region: 36-1613 (525 amino acids)
Biological process (GO): regulation of cytokinesis; positive regulation of protein localization to cilium; positive regulation of cilium assembly
Cellular component (GO): ciliary basal body; recycling endosome; early endosome
Source: RefSeq, a predicted model, not a curated record